Molecule: messenger RNA, 1287 nt
Organism: Lindgomyces ingoldianus
Lineage: Eukaryota; Fungi; Ascomycota; Dothideomycetes; Pleosporales; Lindgomycetaceae
Product: KR-domain-containing protein
Exons: 3
Coding region: 1-1287 (428 amino acids)
Biological process (GO): secondary metabolite biosynthetic process; fatty acid biosynthetic process
Molecular function (GO): phosphopantetheine binding; fatty acid synthase activity
Source: RefSeq, a predicted model, not a curated record
AUGGUUUCUCAGACGUGCAGGCUGCGUUCCGAUAUUUGGGCAGUGGGGAGUCUAUUGGUAAAAUCGUCAUCUCGAGAGUGCAUGAUCAGGAAGGCUCAGUUGCAGAUACUGGCAGCCGCACCUCGUCUCUCACUUCGCUCCGAUGCCUCAUAUCUCAUCUUGAGAGGUCUGAAAGGUCUCUGCGGAGGCUUGGCAGUAUAUGGCACCCAUGAAGGAGCCAAAACACCUGUAAUACUGUCACGCUCAGGAUACAAUGAUGAAAAAUCACGGUUCAUCAUUUCUAAGAUUACAUCGCUAGGCUGUCGCCUGGAUCUGGUGAAGGGCGAUGUCACCAAUAAAGCGGACGUGGAGCGAGCCUUCAUGGAAGCCUCAGCACCAAUUUUUGGAGUUGUGCAGGGAGCAAUGGUACUUCGAGAUAAACUGUACAGCUCUAUGACACACACUGAAUUCCAUGAAGCAAUUAUGCCAAAAGUUCAAGGCACUUGGAACUUGCAUAACGUCGCUCUUCGACUGGAGAUCACGCUUGACUUCUUCACACUUUUGUCGAGCCUCUGUGGCAUCGUUGGCCAAAAGAGUCAAAGCAAUUACGCCGCAACCAACGCCUUUCUCGACAGUUUCGCACACUAUCGCAAAUCACUUAAAUUAGCAGCAUGCUCCGUUGACCUCGGCCUCAUCGAAGACGUGGGCUACGUGGAGGGCAAAGAGUCGCUUUUAAGCCGACUUUUGAGUCAAGGCUGGCACCCGAUCAACGAAAAAUUUCUCUCUAAGAUCCUAUACAUUUCCAUCCUCCAGCAGAAGAGUUCAGCUAUCAACCCUUCCAGCUCAGCACAGCUUAUUUCUGGAAUGCCGGUGCCUUUGCCAGAACAAUCGCCUGCACAGUGCGAUCCUCGAUUCAGCACUCUUCGCUAUGGUAGUGGCUCGGGAGCGCAACGAGGUUCUUCUCGAAGCGGUGGCGUGCAGUCGGCUAUCAAUAUCCUUCAUGAUGCGUGGAAAGCACAAGAUGAGGGUGGAGAUCAGCCCGAGCUUUUGUGCACCCUAAUUUCGUUGGCCAACAAGCAGUUCAUGAAGAGUCUCGGGAUGUCAGAGGAACUGGACCCAUUUAGACCAAUUUCCGACUAUGGUAUAGACUCGCGGGUCGCAGUCGGGUUCAAGAACUGGACAUCGGUAGAUUUAGGAGUAGAGAUUGCAACACUAGAUGUCAUGGGUGCAAAAACGUCGACUUCUGUGUCAGCUCAUUUUGAAGCGAGGGUUCCACUAUCGUGGUCAAAAGUGAUCCUGUUUGAAUGA